Plasmodium vinckei vinckei is the source of this 279-nucleotide messenger RNA. RefSeq names its product conserved Plasmodium protein, unknown function. NCBI's taxonomy places the organism in Eukaryota, Apicomplexa, Aconoidasida, Haemosporida, Plasmodiidae. The record is from RefSeq and is a predicted model, not a curated record. Bases 1 to 279 code for a protein of 92 amino acids. The transcript has 3 exons.
AUGAGUGUGACCAAAAUUACUGCCCAUAAUGACUUUAACGAAUAUAAGAAGUGUUACGAAUCGAACCUGUAUACUAAAAACGUCAACGAGGUUUGCUCAAAAGAAUUAGAAAAAGCCAUAGGAACUACAACAAGCAUAAUUUCUAGGGAAUGCAUGGCCCAAACAGAAAAUUUAUAUAAAUGCUUCAAACAUUCAUUUCGUCUAAGUUUUUGUGAUAAGGAUGUUAUAGAAAAACUGAAAACUUGCCAAUCGAAUGUUUACAAACUAAUAACAUCUUAA